AUGAAAGGAUUUAAUAUUAGUGUUACACCUAGUAAGUUGGAGUUCAAAGCCAAGAACGAGAAGCUGAGUUACAAACUUGUCAUAGAAGGUCCAAGAAAGAUUGAAGAGGAUGUAAUUUUUGGUUAUCUUAGCUGGGUUGAUUCCGACGCUAAACGUGUGGUCAAGAGUCCUAUAGCUGUCACAAGCUCAUCUUGGAGAAGCUGUGCUGGGUUGAGUUUUAAGAUAAGAAUCAUUUUAGAGAGAGAGAAAGAGAGCUUACCUCCAAGCCUGUUUCAGCUUCAGAACCUGACAAAGCUUCUCUUAAUUGCUAACGACAUUUUCGGUUCGAUUCCUCCUGAGGUGGGAAACUGUGUCUCUCUUAUUCGUCUUCGGCUUGUUAAUAACAGAAUCAGUGGAGAAAUUCCAAAAGGAAUCGGGCUCCUGAAAAACCUCAGUUUCCUCGACUUGUCUGAAAACCAUAUUGGUGGAACGCUGCCAGCAGAAAUUGGCAAUUGCAAUGAGCUGCAGAUGCUGAACUUAAGCAACAAUACCCUUCGAGGCACUCUACCUAGCUCUUUAUCUUCUUUGACAAGGCUUGAGGUAUUGGAUCUUUCUGUAAAUCAAUUUGUGGGUGAAAUUCCAAGUGGUUUUGGCAAACUUAGUUCACUCAACAGACUCAUCCUCAACAAGAACUCUCUGUUUAGAGCAAUCCUUUCCUCUCUUGGCCAUUGUUUGAGCCUUCAACUUCUUGAUCUUAGUAGCAAUGCACUAUCUGGCAUGAUCCCAGUGGAACUUUUUGAUAUUGAAGAUUUAUGCUCUGAACAAAUUAUCCAUUCUUGA
This is a messenger RNA of Manihot esculenta (cassava), 819 nucleotides long. Its product is annotated as LRR receptor-like serine/threonine-protein kinase RGI2. The record is from RefSeq and is a predicted model, not a curated record. Gene Ontology annotation, molecular function: protein binding. Bases 1 to 819 code for a protein of 272 amino acids. The transcript is spliced from 4 exons. NCBI's taxonomy places the organism in Eukaryota, Viridiplantae, Streptophyta, Magnoliopsida, Malpighiales, Euphorbiaceae.